GUUCGUAGAGACGAUGAAAUAAUCUCUACCUUCCAUACUUUGACUCUCGUGUGGAAUUGGAUAUAGAAUACUGCCGUCAUGGGCGACUUACCCGACCCGACGAUCGACCUUGACUGGUCAGGUUAUGUCGGUUCAAUCCAUGAGCGCUUCCGGGCCUCUGCUGAGAAAUAUCCCGAAAGGACUUGUGUGCUAGAAACUAAGUCUUCGACGCAUCCAGAGAGACGCUUCACUUACCGUCAGAUCUAUGAAGCUUCUAAUACCCUUGCCCGGUACCUUCACAAUGCUGGCAUUACCAAUGGAGAUGUAGUGAUGAUUUGGGCCCAUCGCUCUGUUGACUUGGUCAUCGCCUUGAUGGGUACCCUGGCUUCUGGUGCUACGAUGACGGUCCUGGAUCCUGCCUAUCCUCCAGCUAGGCAGAAGAUCUACCUUGAGGUAUCUCAGCCACGUGCUCUGAUCAAAAUUGGCCGCGCAACUGAUGAGAAUGGCCCAUUGGCCGAUCUGGUGCAAGGCUAUAUUGACCAAGAGCUUCAGCUAAAGGCCCAAGUCCCUGAACUCCGCCUUCUUGAUGACGGAACUCUGUCUGGAGGCCAGGUUGAUUCUCAAGACAUCUUCGAGCCCCUUAGAAGCCUUGCAUCUUCCCCCCCUGAUGUGAUAGUGGGUCCUGAUUCAAACCCUACCCUGUCAUUCACCUCGGGGAGUGAAGGAAGACCAAAAGGAGUCCUUGGUAGACAUUACAGUCUGACCAGGUACUUUGGAUGGAUGGCCGAGCGCUUCAAUUUAUCGACCGAGAGUCGAUUUACACUUCUCUCUGGUCUAGCUCACGAUCCCGUACAGAGGGAUAUUUUCACACCAUUAUUCCUUGGCGCCCAACUCCUCGUCCCGUCUAGGGAGGAUAUUCAGCAUGAGAAACUUGCUGAGUGGAUGCGUGAAAUGAAACCUACUGUUACUCAUCUUACCCCAGCCAUGGGUCAAAUUCUAGUUGGCGGCGCUACCGCUGAAUUUCCUAGCUUGGAACACGUAUUUUUCGUCGGCGACGUUCUAACGACGAGGCAAUGCCGGUCCCUCCGGCAACUUGCCGUGAACGCUAACAUUAUCAAUAUGUACGGCACUACGGAGACCCAGAGAGCCGUCAGUUACUUUGAAGUCCCGAGCCGAGCGAGGGAUCCGGACUUUCUAGAUAAGCUCAAGGACACAGUCCCAGCUGGUCAGGGAAUGCAAAAUGUCCAACUUUUAGUUGUCGACAGAGAGAACCGAUCUAGAUUAUGCCAGGUCGGUGAAGUGGGAGAGAUAUUCGUUCGGGCCGCAGGUCUUGCUGAGGGUUAUCUUGGGGACCCAUCUUUGAAUGAGCAGAAGUUCUUGAUGAAUUGGUUCGUAGAUAAUGAGAAGUGGGUCGAGGCAGACGCGAAGGCGAGCAAAAAUGAACCUUGGAGACAGUACUACAAGGGCCCGAGGGAUCGGCUCUACCGGACGGGCGAUCUAGGACGUUACCUUGAAUCUGGAGACGUUGAAUGCACCGGUCGUGCCGACGACCAAGUCAAAAUUCGCGGUUUCCGUAUCGAGCUCAACGAUAUCGACAGCAAUCUGAGCCAAAACCCACUUAUCCGAGACUGCAAGACUCUUGUACGAAGAGAUCGUAAUGAAGAACCGACACUAGUAAGCUACCUAGUCCCUGAAGCAUCUGAGUGGCGGCGAUGGGUUGCCGCUCGGGGGAUAGAAGAAGUCGAAGAUGACGGUGUUGAGAUGGGACCUACACGUGUCUUCUUGAAGAAAUAUCGAAGCAUGGAAACUGAGGUACGAGAUCACUUGAAGUCUCGAUUACCGGCCUAUUCGGUACCGAGCAUAUAUAUAGUUCUCGAGAAGCUCCCCUUAAACCCCAAUGGCAAGGUUGAUAAGCCGAAUCUUCCUUUCCCAGAUGUUACCGAACGCGUUGAAGACGCUUCGGAGGAGGAUCUAAAAAGCUGGGAGUCCUUGACGGAGACAGAGCAGAAGGUGGCCCAGAAGUGGGCUGAUCUCAUCCGGGGUCUCAACCCGAAAACUAUUAGACGAGAAAACGUCUUCUUUGAUCUGGGUGGACACAGCCUGUUGGCCCAACAGCUUCUUUUGGAAAUUCGGAAGAGUUUUGGGGCAGACGUUUCUAUCAGCACAUUCUACGAACAUCCAGACCUAGCGAGUUUCAGCGCUCACGUAGAGAAGAGACUUCGGGACGCCAACGGUACCGAUACCACCAGCGAUGCACAAGAGGCCACCCCGGCUUACACGAAGUCUCUUGACGAAUUGACGGGCCAGUUAGCUGACAAAUAUCAAUCCGCCGAUCUCAAAGCUCUCGACGACACUAAAAUUUUGACAGUAUUUCUUACGGGAGCAACUGGAUUCUUGGGAUCAUACCUUGUGAAGGAUGUCCUUGACCGGACUUCUCGUGAGGUUAAGUUAAUCGCACAUGUGCGAGGCGCCAAGGACUCAGCAGCAGCCCUACAACGGCUUCGCCGCUCUCUUCAAGGAUAUGGUCUAUGGAAGGAUGAGUGGCAGGAGAGAUUAAGUGCGGUUGUGGGCGACUUAUCAAAGCCUCAGCUCGGUAUUGAUGAUUCAGCCUGGCAGAAAUUAUCGCAUGAAGUUGACGUGGUGAUACAUAACGGAGCCACCGUCCAUUGGAUUCGGAAGUACCAGGAUAUGAUGGCGUCGAACGUAUUAUCAACUAUUGAUGCGAUGAAGCUGUGCAAUGAAGGGAAGGCAAAGGUUUUCUGCUUCGUCAGUUCGACUAGUGUCCUUGACACAGACCAUUAUAUCAAACUGUCAGAGGAGCAGACAAGAACAGGAGAGGGUUCGAUAAUGGAAAGUGAUGACAUGAAUGGAAGCCGUACCGGGUUGGGCACGGGAUACGGACAAACCAAGUGGGUAUCAGAACAACUCGUUAGAGAGGCCGGAAGACGAGGCCUCCAGGGGUCGGUUAUCCGACCUGGAUAUAUCCUGGGUGAUUAUCAGACUGGUGUCUGCAAUGUCGAUGACUUCCUGAUCAGAAUGCUGAAAGGUUGCAUACAGUUGGAAGCGCGCCCGCGCAUAAUCAACACUGUCAACGCUGUCCCCGUGAACCACGUUGCGAGGGUGGUCGUCGCUGCUGCCCUAAAUCCUCUCCCAGGUGGAGUGCACGUAGUUCACGUCACCGGCCACCCGCGUCUCCGCAUGAAUGAGUAUCUAUCGAUACUAGAGUACUACGGCUACAAAACUCCAGAAGUCAGCUACGAUUCCUGGAAGCAGGAACUGGAGAACUUCGUGUCCGCAGGUGCCCUCGAGAAGGACCAAGAACAGCAUGCGCUCAUGCCGCUAGCACAUUUCUGCAUGAACGACCUCCCAGCCAAUACCCGAGCGCCGGAGUUGGAUGACAGGAACGCUGUUGCUAUUUUGAAAGCAGACGGCGAUAAAUGGACAGGCGUAGACGAGAGCUCUGGCUAUGGCAUUAGCAGGGACGAUGUGGGAAGGUACCUGCGAUAUCUAGCCGAAAUCAAGUUCAUCGGCCAGCCGACCGAAAGGGGUCGGCCGCUACCCGAUAUUAGUGCGGAUAUUGUGCGAGCACUGGCUGUGGGGGGCAUAGGAGGUCGUGGUGGUGCCUCCUAAUCUGUCACUCUCGGGUUGUGCACCGGGAUACCUGCAUGUAUGGCUGAAUUUCCAUGCUUUUCUAGGCGUUAGAUUAACCUGGUAGAGAAAAGGGGAAAUAUAAAAGUCAUUUGAGUUUCCAUAGCACAGUUAAUCGGGGGGGUUACUACCUCCGAAACGGGAAUCGGUUUAGUUAUGUGUUCGCGAGAUGAAGCAUUUAUUGAACAUAUCAUCAAUCCUCGACAAUAUAAUUGAUACCGUCGUUUAGCCCAUACGGUACA
Messenger RNA from Daldinia loculata, 3869 nucleotides. Its product is annotated as large subunit of L-aminoadipate-semialdehyde dehydrogenase. The transcript is spliced from 3 exons. The record is from RefSeq and is a predicted model, not a curated record. Lineage: Eukaryota; Fungi; Ascomycota; Sordariomycetes; Xylariales; Hypoxylaceae. Gene Ontology annotation, molecular function: phosphopantetheine binding; L-aminoadipate-semialdehyde dehydrogenase [NAD(P)+] activity. Bases 79 to 3609 code for a protein of 1176 amino acids. Gene Ontology annotation, biological process: L-lysine biosynthetic process.